Molecule: messenger RNA, 3368 nt
Organism: Brassica napus (rape)
Lineage: Eukaryota; Viridiplantae; Streptophyta; Magnoliopsida; Brassicales; Brassicaceae
Product: disease resistance protein RML1B-like
Exons: 4
Coding region: 16-2994 (992 amino acids)
Biological process (GO): defense response; signal transduction
Molecular function (GO): ADP binding; ATP hydrolysis activity
Source: RefSeq, a predicted model, not a curated record
UAUCUCUAGUCUCUCAUGGCUCUUUCAUCUUCGCGUAGCUGGAGAUAUAACGUAUUCUUAAGCUUCCACGGGCCUGACGUCCGCAGUUCAUAUCUGAGUCACUUACGCAAACAGUUCGAACGCAAUGGAAUCAUAACGUUCAAUGAUCAAGAGAUCGAGAGAAGCCAGACCAUUAAACCCGAGCUCACUCGGGCAAUACAAGAAUCAAGAAUCUCGAUUGUGGUGCUCUCCCAGAACUAUGCUUCUUCGAGUUGGUGCUUGAACGAGCUGGUGGAGAUUUUGGAUUGCAAGGAAACCGGACAGAUAGUGAUGACGGUUUUCUACAAAGUGAACCCAUCUGAUGUGAGGAAGCAAAUCGGAGGAUUUGGGAAGGCUUUCAAGGAAACUUGCCAAGGGAAAACGGAGACGGAGAUACAGAGUUGGACUAAAGCUUUGACAUAUGUAGCCAACAUAGAAGGAGAACACUCCUUGAACUGGGUAAAUGAAGCGGAUCUGAUUGAGAAAAUUGCCACCGAUGUUUCGAACAAACUAAAUGCGUCAUUGUCAAGAGAUUUUGAUGGCAUGGUGGGACUUGAAGAUCAUUUGGGAAAAAUGAAGUCUUUGUUACAUUUAGAAAACAAUGAAGCGAUGAUUAUUGGAAUCUCUGGUCCGGCAGGCAUUGGUAAGACUACCAUUGCGAGAGCUUUAUUCAAUCAACUCUCUUUUUCUUUUCCGCUUAGAUAUUUUAUGGGAAAUGUCAAGGGGAGUUAUAGGAGAACUGAUUGUGAUGAGCAUGGCUUGAAGUUGCGUUUACAAGAACAACUACUUAGGAAAAUUUUGAACCAAAAAAGAAUGAAGAUAAGUCACUUAAAUGUAAUAUACGAAAGGCUAGGCAACCAAAAGGUUCUUAUCAUUCUCGAUGAUGUGGAUCAUCUUGAGCAGUUGGAUGCACUGGCUAGAGAUAUUUCUUGGUUCGGACAUGGAAGUAGGAUUAUUGUGACAACGGAAGAUCAAGAGCUUUUGCAGCAACAUGGUAUCAACAAUGUAUACAAUGUGGCUUUUCCAUCUAGUGAAGAAGCUCUUGGGAUUUUUUGUCUAUCUGCUUUCAAACAAAUUUCUCCACCUGAUGGUUUUGGGAGGCUUGCGGAACGAGCAGCAGAGCUUUGCAGUAAUCUUCCGUUGGGUCUCUGCGUUGUGGGAUCAUCUUUGCGUAAGAAGAAGGAGGACGAGUGGGAAGUUGUACUGCAUAGACUAGAAACUAGUCUUGAUCGAGAUAUCGAGAGAAUACUUAAGGUCGGGUAUGAUGGCUUACAUGAGAAAGAUCAAGCUCUGUUUCUAUACAUUGCUGUCUUCUUCAACUAUACAAAGUGUGACCAUUUGAGUGCCAUGCUUGCUGACUUAGAUGAAAGACACGGGUUGAAAACCCUAGUUGAUAAAUCUCUCAUAUGUAUAUCUACCAAUGGGGAUAUACAGAUGCACAAGUUACUACAACAAGUGGGUACACAAGAAAUUAAAAGACAAGAGCCUUGGAAACGACACAUCUUAAUCGACCCUUAUGAGAUUUGUGAUGUCCUUCAAUCUAACACAGGUACUGGUACUGUGAUGGGUAUAUCUUUUGAUAUAACUGAAAUCAGCAAAGUGUCUAUAAGCAAGAAAACCUUUAGAAGAAUGUGUAAUCUCCGAUUCCUCAGAGUCUACAAAAGAAGAAUUGAUAAAAAUGUUGAAGUGCACAUACCAGAAGAAAUGGAGUUUCCACAUGGACUGAGGUUACUACAUUGGAAGGCAUACCCAAGCAAGUGUCUCCCUCCUACGUUUCACCCUGAAUAUCUUGUGGAACUCAAUAUGCAGCACAGCCAGCUCGAAAAGCUUUGGGAAGGAACCCAGCCGCUUACAAAUCUCACGAAGAUGAAUUUGUCAGGGUCAGGGAAUUUGAAAGAGGUUCCAGAUCUUUCAAAUGCCAAGAACCUCGAGUUACUGGAUCUGAGCGGCUGCAUGAGUUUGGUAGAGAUUCCAUCCUCUAUUUCAAAUCUUCAUAAACUACAGGAACUGAUGAUGAUGUUCUGCAUAAACCUAGAAGUAAUUCCAGAGGGGUUGAACUUGAUGUCUAUUGAAACAGUCAAUAUGGUGGGAUGCUUACGAUUAAGAACCUUUACCCCAAGUUUCAUGUCUUUCAACCUAAGACAUAUUUUUCUUACCAGAUGCGAGAAACUCCAAUCAUUGCCAGACAUUGUUUCUACUGAACUCAUAACACUAAAUGUGAACGGUUGCCAGUCACUCCAAAGAGUACCCAACUGUUUUCACUCUACAAAAGUGGCACUCAAUUUCACCAAGUGCUUCAAUCUGAGCCAAGAAGCAAGAAAAUCGAUAAUCCAAAGAUCAUUUCUAGACGGCCGAAAAUAUGUGGGGACUCGGUCUAGUAAUAAGUGGGCGAGGUUACCUGGGUGGGCAUGCUUACCUGGAAACGAAGUACCUGCAGAGUUCAAUCACAGAGCCAAAGGAAAUUCUCUGACCAUUCUUCCUGAGAGUAGUGACAAGCCUCUUUACGCUUCAGCAAUUUUCAAGAUUUGCAUCGUGAUUUCUCCGAAGAACAAGGUAGGAUCUAACCUUCCAAAAAUAAUAUGUCUUCGCAUGAACAAAUUCGUCUGCUCCUGCCCAUGUUACGACUUCCAAGUCUACAACAAAAUCUCAAUGUCUUCAGUUUUCGCUCACCUUUCAACGGAGCAUCUGUUCGUAUUUCUCUAUGUUUUGGACCAAAAAGACCAUUCACUUGGCGUCCUCAGCGAGAUACUGUUCAAAAUCGAGAGCGGACCGAACUUCGAGAUUACUGAAUGUGGCGCGCAGAUGUGGACGGAAGAAACCCCUGCCUUAGAGACUAUUGAAUGUGGUGCGGAAGAAACCGAAAACGUUGACGAGGGAAAAUCGCGUAGAAGUUUCUGGAGUUGUCUCCUACUCUGCUGCUUCAUCGUCUGCUGCAUUGUGAUCUUUGCUUGGGGGAAGAAGACAAUAGAUUUUUAAUUUUCAGUGUAGAGAGGAUUUCGUGGUCGCAUAUAAGACUGUAUACGUAAGCCUAAUUAGCCAGCAUGAGAGGAUUUCAUAGUCCUAACUGCAAGCGGUUGCGAUUCAUUCCAAAGAGUACCUAGCUAGCUGUUUCGGGUCUACACAAGUGGAGCUCAAUUUUUUCUAACUGCUUCAAACUGCGCCAAUGAGCAAUAAGAUAUGGAGAUGGAACAGAUAUGAGCUUAAUUUUUUCUUUUAGUUUAACAUUUUUAAUUCUGAUGCCUUUUUUUCUCCCUUGAAAAGUGUUUUUGUAAGUGAUUUUUAGUAAAUAAUCUAUCUAUACUAUUAUUUGCAAAAUAAAUUUUUGGAAUCGAGCUCUCAUGUUAAAAGUU